AUGGCAGCGGCGGCCGGCGGCGAGAGGUGGAGCCUGGCCGGCGCCACAGCGCUGGUCACUGGACGUAGCAAGGGGAUCGGACACGCCAUCGUGGAGGAGCUGGCCGGGUUCGGCGCACGGGUGCGCACGUGCGCCCGCAGCGCGGCGGACCUGGAGGAGUGCCGCCGGCGGUGGGCCGAGAAGGGGCUCCGCGUCACCGUCUCGGUCUGCGACGUCGCCGUGCGCACCGGCCGGGAGAAGCUCAUGGACACGGUCAAGGCGACCUUCGACGGCAAGCUCGAUAUCCUGGUGAACAACGCGGCGCUGCUGAUGCUCAAGCCACCGGCGGAGUACACGGCGGAGGACUACUCACGGAUCAUGGCGACCAACCUGGAGUCGUGUUUCCACCUCAGCCAGCUCGGGCAUCCGCUCCUCCGGAAUGCCUCCGUCGCCGGCGGGGGAAGUGUCGUCCACAUCUCCUCCAUCGCGAGCUUCGUGGCCUUCCAACAGGAAGUGCUCUACAGCGUCACCAAAGAUCCCUGCUUCUAUGGGCCAGAUCCGUGCUUUUGGGGACUGGAUCUAUGGUGUGCGGCCCGGCAACGCGACUCCCAGCCGGCUGUGGCUCCACGGGGGUGGCGGUGCGUGCGCGCGUCGUACAACGUCCUGGUCCGCAGCUCCGUGCGCAAGCUGCGGCUGCUGGCCAGGGAGGGGCUCGGGUGCAGGUACACCUUGGCCACUGGGUGUCCCAAGGAGCGCCGUCCGCCGGUUCCUCGCCGUGGGGCUCCUGCUCGUCGUCGCAGCGUCUGCUGCGUCACGGGCCUGCUCCUGCAGCAGCCCUGA
This is a messenger RNA of Miscanthus lutarioriparius, 819 nucleotides long. NCBI's taxonomy places the organism in Eukaryota, Viridiplantae, Streptophyta, Magnoliopsida, Poales, Poaceae. The record is from the annotation of a GenBank genome assembly.